Messenger RNA from Phytophthora megakarya, 426 nucleotides. The record is from the annotation of a GenBank genome assembly. Lineage: Eukaryota; Oomycota; Peronosporomycetes; Peronosporales; Peronosporaceae.
AUGCGAUUGGAGGGUGGUCAUCAAGGAAUUGGUCGGACCUACGAUCGGAACCGCGAUAACUUCUACUGGAGAAAGUUAAAAAGAGCGUACACCGAUAUGUGGCUGAAUGCGUUGAGCGUGAAACAAGCAAAUGACGAUAUCGGAUCCAGGGCAACAUACCCGUUCCAGAUUAUCGCCAUGGAUCACAUAGCUUCGCAUCCCAGAUCUUUUAAUGACAAGAGAGAGCUCUUGAUCUUCGUGGAUAUAUUUUCUGGAUACGUGAUGGCCAAGGCCAGCGCCUCUAGAUCUGCACAGACGACCGCCGAGACUGACGAAGAAUGCGUAUUCCGCAGAUUUGGCGCCAGCGAAGUGAUCCAGCAUGAUCGAGAACCAGGUUUUAUGUUUAACUUCAUCAAGUCUUUUAACAAGAUCUUGGAUCAACACUAA